Messenger RNA from Hevea brasiliensis (rubber tree), 1371 nucleotides. Its product is annotated as CRAL-TRIO domain-containing protein C23B6.04c. Lineage: Eukaryota; Viridiplantae; Streptophyta; Magnoliopsida; Malpighiales; Euphorbiaceae. Bases 273 to 1160 code for a protein of 295 amino acids. The transcript has 7 exons. The record is from RefSeq and is a predicted model, not a curated record. Gene Ontology annotation, molecular function: phosphatidylinositol transfer activity.
CUAAAAGCCGAAUCCUCUGAAAAUGGACUCCUUCCUUCUCCCGCUCUCUUCUUGAUGGUACAGUUUCUGUAAGGACAUAGAAAACUUAUCCAUUCUUUCUCCACCAAUUUCCAAUACCUCUUAUUGCUCAAAGCUCCCUCCUUCAGCUUCAUCAGGAAUUUGGAGAAGAUCCGUCAGGCUUCAAGCCUUUUUUUUUCCCCUUCUUAUCUUUUCUUUCUUAUUUAUUUUUUAUUUUCUUUAUCUCCGUGUUUAGCUGAAUUUGGAAAGUCAACAUGUUUCUUCGAAGAAAGCACUCGCAGAAUCAUCAAGAGAAUGAUGCUGCACAACAAGAAGCCAAGGUCAGUGAACUCAAGGCAGCUCUUGGACCUUUAUCUGGACGUAAUUUGAAGUAUUGUACUGAUGCCUGCCUGAGGAGAUAUCUGGAAGCUCGAAACUGGAAUGUUGACAAGGCACACAAAAUGUUAGAAGAGACACUGAAGUGGAGGGCAACUUAUAAGCCUGAAGAAAUCCGCUGGCAUGAAAUAUCACAUGAAGGUGAGACAGGUAAAGUCUUCAGAGCAAAUUUUCAUGAUCGAUAUGGGAGGACUGUGCUUAUGAUGAGGCCAGGGAUGCAGAACACAACAUGUGCAGAAGACAAUAUCCGCCAUUUGGUCUAUAUUAUUGAGAAUAGCAUCCUUAACCUUGCUGAGGGUCAAGAACAAAUGUCUUGGUUAAUAGACUUUACUGGCUUAUCCUUGAGCAACAGUGUCUCGGUCAGAACAGCUCGUGAUAUCAUUAACAUUUUACAGAAUCACUACCCUGAAAGGCUUGCCAUAGCAUUUCUCUAUAAUCCACCAAGAAUUUUUGAAGCAUUCUAUAAGGCUGUCAAGUACUUCCUAGAUACAAAAACUUCCCAGAAGGUGAAAUUUGUUUAUCCAAAGAAUAAAGAUAGUGUGGAGCUCAUGAGGUCUUUCUUUGAUAUUGACAACCUUCCCGGUGAGUUUGGGGGAAAAGCCACUAUGAAGUACGAUCAUGAGGAGUUCUCACGGUUGAUGGCCCAGGAUGAUGUGAAAACUGCUAAGUACUGGGGAUUUGAUGAGAAGCCAACCCACAUUGCUAAUGGCCAUUUGGGUGCUCAGGUGGCCCCAGAGCCAACGCCUCUUGCACCACCAGCUAGCUAAUUUGGUUUGCUUGAUCCUAGUACUUGUAUAAAAGAAAGCCAAAGACACGACAGUGAAGCCUGGAUUAGAUCAACUCGUAGGGACUUCGUGACCGAGUUUGCUGAGAAACUGAAAAUCAUAGUGAGGCUCAGAUGAAAAGACAUUAAAUUGUAAUAAUUAUGAGUACUGCUAACUAUGAGAUAGACAUUAAUAAUUCUGCCUCUUCCUUUGC